AUGGCGGACAGCCGGGACCCAGCCAGCGACCAGAUGAAGCAGUGGAAGGAGCAGCGGGCCCCUCAGAAACCCGAUGUCCUGACCACCGGAGGUGGGAACCCAAUAGGAGAUAAACUUAAUAUCAUGACUGCGGGGCCCCGAGGGCCCCUCCUCGUUCAGGAUGUGGUUUUCACCGACGAGAUGGCACACUUUGACAGAGAGCGGAUUCCUGAGAGAGUGGUACACGCAAAGGGAGCAGGUGCUUUUGGAUACUUUGAGGUCACCCACGAUAUUACCAGAUACUCCAAGGCAAAGGUGUUUGAGCAUAUUGGGAAGAGGACUCCUAUUGCCGUCCGAUUCUCCACAGUCGCUGGAGAGUCAGGUUCAGCUGACACAGUUCGUGACCCUCGUGGGUUUGCAGUGAAAUUCUACACUGAAGAUGGUAACUGGGAUCUUGUGGGAAACAACACCCCUAUUUUCUUCAUCAGGGAUGCCAUGUUGUUUCCAUCCUUUAUCCAUAGCCAGAAGAGAAACCCACAAACUCACCUGAAGGACCCUGACAUGGUCUGGGACUUCUGGAGUCUUCGUCCAGAGUCUCUCCAUCAGGUUACUUUCUUGUUCAGCGACCGAGGGAUUCCAGAUGGACAUCGGCACAUGAAUGGCUAUGGCUCACACACCUUCAAGCUGGUUAAUGCGAAUGGAGAGGCAGUGUACUGCAAGUUCCAUUACAAGACUGACCAGGGCAUCAAAAACUUGCCUGUUGAAGAAGCAGGAAAACUUGCACAGGAAGACCCGGAUUAUGGCGUCCGAGAUCUUUUCAAUGCCAUCGCCAGUGGCAAUUACCCAUCCUGGACUUUUUACAUCCAGGUCAUGACUUUCAAGGAGGCAGAAACCUUCCCAUUUAAUCCAUUUGAUCUGACCAAGGUUUGGCCUCACAAGGACUACCCUCUUAUACCAGUUGGCAAACUGGUCUUAAACAGAAAUCCUGUUAAUUACUUUGCUGAAGUUGAACAGAUGGCUUUUGACCCAAGCAACAUGCCCCCUGGCAUUGAGCCCAGCCCGGACAAGAUGCUCCAGGGCCGCCUUUUUGCUUACCCGGACACUCACCGUCACCGCCUGGGACCAAAUUAUCUGCAGAUACCUGUGAACUGUCCCUACCGUGCUCGAGUGGCCAACUACCAGCGCGAUGGCCCCAUGUGCAUGCAUGACAACCAGGGUGGUGCUCCCAACUACUACCCCAACAGCUUCAGCGCACCAGAGCAGCAGGGCUCGGCCCUGGAGCACCACAGCCAGUGCUCUGCAGAUGUGAAGCGCUUCAACAGUGCUAAUGAAGACAACGUCACUCAGGUGCGGACAUUCUAUACGAAGGUGUUGAAUGAGGAGGAGAGGAAACGCCUGUGUGAGAACAUUGCCAACCACCUGAAAGAUGCUCAGCUUUUCAUUCAGAGGAAAGCGGUCAAGAAUUUCACUGACGUCCACCCUGACUACGGGGCCCGCGUCCAGGCUCUUCUGGACCAGUACAACUCCCAGAAGCCUAAGAAUGCAAUUCACACCUACGUACAGGCCGGCUCUCACAUGGCUGCCAAGGGAAAAGCUAACCUGUAAAGCGCGGGUGCUCAGCCUCCUCAGCCUGCACUGAGGAGAUCCCUCAUGAGGCAGGGCACAAGCCUCACCAGUAAUCACCGCUGGAUGGAGUCUCCCCUGCUGAAGCGCAGACUCAAGCUGACGUCUUUAAAACGAUAAUCCAAGCUUCUAGAGUGAAUGAUAGCCAUGCUUUUGAUGACGUUUCCCGAGGGGGAAAUUAAAGAUUAGGGCUUAGCAAUCACUUAACAGAAACAUGGGUCUGCUUAGGACUUCUGUUUGGAUUAUUCAUUUAAUAUGAUUACAAGAAAUUUUUCUAGCCAGAAACAUGAUUUGAUUAGAUAUGAUAUAUGAUAAAAUCUUGGUGAUUUUACUAUAGUCUUAUGUUACCUCACAGCCUGGUAUAUAUACAACACACACACACACUCACACACACACACACACACACACACCAAAACACACAUACACAACACACACAUACACUACACACACAGAACACACAACACACACAUGCACACACACACCCACACACACACACACACACACGAAUGAAGGGAUUAUAAAGAUGGCCCACCCAGAAUUUUUUUUAUUUUUCUAAGGUCCUUAUAAGAAAAACCAUACUUGGAUCAUGUCUUCCAAAAAUAACUUUAGCACUGUUGAAACUUAAUGUUUAUUCCUGUGUAGUUGAUCAGAUUCCUUUUCCCCCUGAAAUUAUGUUUAUGCUGAUACACAGUGAUUUCACAUAGGGUGAUUUGUAUUUGCUUACAUUUUUACAAUAAAAUGAUCUUCAUGGAA
This is a messenger RNA of Rattus rattus (black rat), 2355 nucleotides long. It is a transcript of the gene Cat, whose product is annotated as catalase. The transcript is spliced from 13 exons. The record is from RefSeq and is a predicted model, not a curated record. NCBI's taxonomy places the organism in Eukaryota, Metazoa, Chordata, Mammalia, Rodentia, Muridae. Gene Ontology annotation, biological process: response to hydrogen peroxide; hydrogen peroxide catabolic process. Gene Ontology annotation, cellular component: cytoplasm; peroxisome; mitochondrion. Bases 1 to 1584 code for a protein of 527 amino acids. Gene Ontology annotation, molecular function: catalase activity; heme binding.